AAAGCCCUUCUGACUUUUCAGCCCUUAUCAUUCACACUGCAAUCCUGAUGGCCACACACCCACCUUCAUAUUUAUAAAGUUGACAUUCCAAUUUUAUCAGCCACUUAAUUCCAAGAGUUUUAAUGGAUGAAGUAAAUAGCACAAAACACCAUGGGAACACUGAGAGAAUUUGAAAACUUGGCACCUCUUCAUGUGAAAACCUUCAGUCCCAUCUACCUUGAAGGUGCCUCAACAUUUUCAUCAGUCUGAAAUCAGAUGACAACCUUGUUCUCCCUCUCCCUUCAGAUGCCACUCUCUCUCGUUCUAGUUUGUGUUAAUUUCAAACAGGAAAUCUCUCUACUUUAUAAAGGAGAUGGGCCAAAUGUUUAUACCUGUUGCACUGUAUAUUUGUUAAACUUUUCUUUGUAAGAGAGAUACUUGUCCAAAUCCCCAAAAUCUAAAUAAAUGACCUCUCACUUUACAUCCAGUUUUCUCAUUUUUUUUUUCUCAUUGAGCGUUGUGGGCAUUGCAUCAGUUAUAGGAGAAGAAGAGGAACACAACUUUAAGGUUCAACUGGUGUUCAUAAAGUGCUAAAAAUAAGCUGACUGAUACUUUCUUUGGAACAUUCACAGUCUGCACCCUUAAUAGGUCUUCUUUCCAUAGGACACUGACAUCCAGCCCCAGGCUCUCUUUGACAGUGGUCUUGAGGUUCAGUCUUUGAGGAACUGGCUCCUGGUCCCUCAGACAGUGUCUCCACAACCUGUGAAGAGCUAUCGUGCUUCUCCUUUCCUGCAAAGUUUCCAACAAAGGAGCUGGGAAAACGGAACAGUAUGCCUGUGGGUGGAACAGGCCCCCCAGGCCGCCUCAGCCCACCGCGGAGAUGGAUGACGAACCCGAGCGGACCAAGCGCUGGGAAGGAGGCUACGAAAGAACAUGGGAAAUUCUUAAAGAAGACGAAUCCGGGUCGUUGAAAGCAACCAUCGAUGAUAUCCUCUUCAAGGCAAAGAGGAAAAGACUCUAUGAACACCAUGGACAAGUUCGACUUGGAAUGAUGCGUCACCUUUAUGUGGUUGUUGAUGGAUCAAGAACGAUGGAGGACCAAGACUUAAAACCGAACAGACUUACUUGCACUUUGAAGUUACUGGAAUAUUUUGUUGAAGAGUACUUUGACCAAAAUCCCAUUAGUCAGAUUGGCUUAAUUGUAACCAAGAGUAAAAGAGCUGAAAAAAUGACAGAACUCUCAGGAAACUCAAAAAAGCACGUAACUGCUCUGAAGAAAGCAGUGGAUAUGAACUGCAGUGGAGAGCCUUCUCUAUAUAAUUCCCUAAAUUUGGCCAUGCAGACUUUAAAACACAUGCCAGGACAUACAAGCAGAGAGAUUUUGGUAGUCUUCAGCAGCCUGACGACAUGUGAUCCAGCCAACAUCUAUGAUUUAAUUAAGUGUUUAAAAGCAGUUAAGAUCAGAGUAUCUGUCAUCGGCCUAAGUGCUGAAGUUCGAGUCUGUACAGUACUUGCCCGAGAAACUGGUGGAACAUACCACGUGAUUUUAGAUGAAAGUCAUUUUAAGGAACUGCUGAUGCAUCAUGUUAGUCCUCCACCUGCCAGUUCGAGUUCUGAGUGUUCCCUUAUUCGAAUGGGUUUUCCUCAGCAUACUAUUGCUUCCCUGUCUGAUCAGGAUGCAAAGCCCUCCUUUAGCAUGGUGCAAUUGGAAAACAACAGUGAGCCCAGUCUCACACUGGGUGGGUAUUUUUGUCCCCAGUGCAGAGCCAAAUACUGUGAGCUUCCUGUGGAAUGCAAAAUCUGUGGUCUUACACUAGUGUCUGCACCUCACCUGGCUCGGUCAUACCAUCACUUGUUUCCUUUGGAUGCUUUUCAGGAAGUUCCCCUGGAAGAAUACAAGGGGGAACGGUAUUGUCAAGGCUGUCAGGGAGAAAUGAAAGAUCAAAAUGUUUACAUAUGUAAAGUGUGUCAGAAUGCAUUUUGUGUGGAAUGCGACCUGUUUGUCCAUGAUUCUCUGCACUGCUGCCCUGGCUGUAUUCACGAGCAUCCUGCUCCCAUAUCUGUAUGACACCAUGUCUUUGAGAAAUUGUUUUAUUUAUGUCACUCUUGCAUGAAUUUUUUUUGUUCAGACAUUUUAUUUUUUUCAUUCAGACAGUUUUGUUUAUUCAGACAUUAUUUUAACUGACACAUCUCAGAACAACAAGAUGGUUAAAGAGGGAUGAUGUGCUGGUUUAAAGGUAAACCAGCAGGGGAAAUGAACUCAACUCAAAAGAGAGAUUAUAAGUCAGAAUAACAAUUUAAUAAAAUAAUACAAUAAGUA
This is a messenger RNA of Lepidothrix coronata (blue-crowned manakin), 2299 nucleotides long. It is a transcript of the gene GTF2H2, whose product is annotated as general transcription factor IIH subunit 2. Gene Ontology annotation, biological process: nucleotide-excision repair; regulation of transcription by RNA polymerase II; DNA-templated transcription. The transcript is spliced from 16 exons. The record is from RefSeq and is a predicted model, not a curated record. Gene Ontology annotation, cellular component: transcription factor TFIIH holo complex; transcription factor TFIIH core complex. Bases 860 to 2047 code for a protein of 395 amino acids. Gene Ontology annotation, molecular function: zinc ion binding. NCBI's taxonomy places the organism in Eukaryota, Metazoa, Chordata, Aves, Passeriformes, Pipridae.